This is a messenger RNA of Paramecium sonneborni, 1300 nucleotides long. The record is from the annotation of a GenBank genome assembly. NCBI's taxonomy places the organism in Eukaryota, Ciliophora, Oligohymenophorea, Peniculida, Parameciidae.
AUGAAUAUCUAAAUUUUAUGUCUCCUCAUUCAUCUAUUUCAAUCUAUUAAUAUGUAAUAUUGGAAUCAUGAUUAUAAGACAAGACAAUUAGAAUAUCUUACAACCAAAUGAAAAAAAGGUUUAUUACAUUCAAUUACAAGAAAAAGAAACUAAGGCACAAAACUUUUAUAAAUUGAUUGCACUUCACUAAGAGAAAUUAUAAGAUCCCUCAUUUCUAUAAAUUCAAUAGUAAGAUCAAUAAUAGAUGAGAAUGCACAAUUAUAAAAACAUUCAAUAUACUGUAGAUAUAGCAAUAGGAAAUCCAAAAAACAUAUUUAAAGUUGUUUUAGAUACAGGAAGUGCUAAUUUAUGGAUAAAUUCAAAAAGAUGUUAAGAAGAAGGUUGUUUAAGACAUAAACAAUAUAAUUAUUAAGAGAAUGAAUCAUUUGUACCUUUAAAUUAAGAAUUAAAUGUAGAAUUUGGUAGUGGAAAUCUUAAAGGUAUUGUUAAUUCUGAUACUAUCUUUUUUGAAGAUAUCGUAUUACCUAAUUAAACAUUAGCUGAAAUCCAAAGUGAAAAUGGACUCAUAUUUAAAAACUUAGAUUUUGAUGGAAUAUUAGGUUUAGCUUAUCCUAAAAUGGCACCUAAAGAUUUUAAUCCUGUUUUUGACAAUAUGAUGGAAUCAAAAAUCUUAAAAAGAAAUCAAUUUGCAUUCUAUCUUGCCAAAGAUGCUAAUGAUAUAUCUCAUAGUGAAUUUACAUUAGGAGGUUAUAAUCCAUCUCAUGUUGAUGGAGAUGUUCAUUAUCAUAAUGUUAUUGAUAAAUAUUAUUGGAUGAUUAGAGCUGAUAAUAUACUUGUUGAUAAUUAAGAUAUUGGUUUAUGCAAUCCUUCAUGUAAACUUAUUGUAGAUACAGGAUCAUCUAUUAUGAGUGCUCCUUUUGAUCAUUUAGGUACAUUAUUAAGGCAAUUAAAUGUACGAUCUCAUUGUCAUGAAAUCAACACUCUACCUACUAUUACAUUUUAAAUUGAUCAAAAUGAUUAUACUUUAGAACCACAAGAAUAUGUCAAACCUACUUAUUAUGAUGGUAAUUAAUUAAAUGAAUUAAAUGAUGAUGAGGAUUUAUGUAAAUAUUAUACUCAUAUUAUUAUAGAAACUUUCAUUCAACUCAAUCAUUCUGAUUGUAUUGCAGCUUUUAUUCCAUUAGAUAUUUAAUCACCAUAAGGACCUGCUUGGAUCUUAGGUGAUAUUUUUCUUAGAAAAUAUUAUAGUAUUUUCGAUAGAGAUAACGAUAAAGUUGGAUUUGCUAAAUCAAAAAAAUGA